UCACCUACUUUCUUAACGGAAGUAAAUGAUUUUCAUUCAUAACGAAACAUGUUGCUCAUUGAAGUGAAAAGUUUUGAUGUAUUUACAGCUAGACAGAAUAAGAAUGGAUAAAAUUUACCUAACUUUCUCGUAAUGAUACGAGUUGGUCUUGGGGAAUGUGGACCAUGGCUAAAAAGAAUGGACUAAGAAGACAACAUUUUGCCGGAAUUGUGUUAGGAUUAUGCUUUGGAAUAAUUUUAUCAUCUUGGUGUAGACAUAAGAUAUUACCUUGUGCGCCAUUGGCAGGUAAAUGUUGUCGCACAAUCCAUGUAAACUAUCAUGUCAACAUUGCCGUUGAUCACCUCGAAUUUCACAAUAACCAUGCUUUACCAGAAGUUGUGGUAAAGAAAUCAAAUGAAGGCUUAGAUUUAAACAGUUACAUCAACAAAAAUGACAAAAAUUUCCUUCUUAUUGGUGUGAUUACAGCAAAAAAAUAUCUUGAUACCAGAGCCGUUGCUGCAUUUAAUACUUGGACCAAUUCUUGUAGCGGAUCCUGCAAAGUAAUCUUUUUCUCCAGUGAAGGAUCAACAACUGAAAAAGAAAUUCCACUGGUUAGUUUAGACGGUACUGAUGAUUCCUAUCCACCUCAGAGAAAGUCUCUUUUGAUGUUGAAAUACAUGCAUGAUAACUAUAUUAACAACUUUGAGUGGUUCAUGCGUGCUGAUGACGAUGUUUUUGUUAAAGGGGACAAAAUUGAAAAAUUUCUACGCUCUGUAAACAGCUCGGUUCCCCAUUUCAUUGGUCAAGCUGGUUUAGGAAAAAAAGAAGAAAUAGGGAAACUUUUUUUGAACAGACAUGAAAACUUUUGCAUGGGAGGUCCUGGAAUUCUGUUCAGCCACACUACUUUAAGGCAUGUUGGCCCACAUGUACACAAUUGUAUUGACAACUUGCUGACGACUCAUGAAGAUGUUGAAGUUGGUAGAUGUGUACGUAGAUAUACUGGUUCAUCCUGCACCUGGGCAUUUGAGAUGCAGAGUUUGUUUUACCAGAAUUAUAAAGAAGAGAAAGGAUCGUUUAAAACAACACUCAAAGACAAAUCAGUGAGAAAGGCAUUAACUCUUCACUCUAUAAAGGAUCCACAACAGCAGUACAGAAUACAGAAUUAUCUUCAUUCCUCUCAUAUACAAGAUCUACACCAGAAAGAACUUUAUUUACAAAGGGAGAUAACUCAAAUUGAACAAAAUUUAGGCAUUUUGAAACCAACAGAUAGCAUCACAAGACAAGGGAUGAUGCCUUCAUUGACUAAAUAUAAACCAAAAGUAAGAGAUGAAGUAUUGACAUGGGACUUCCUGUCUAAAUCUAUUAUGUCUCAUAGAAAUUUAAAUCCUAAACGUGGUAUAAAUAAACCUUUAAAACAUGCUUUAGAAGACAAUAUCAAUCAAGUUUUACAAAUCAUGAAUAAAAAUGCACGACAGAAAGGGAGGACAAUAGAUUAUAAAGAUUUGUGGUACGGAUAUCGUAGAGUUAGUCCCCUUUAUGGUGCUGACUAUAUACUAGAUCUGUUGCUUACGUACAGAAAGCAUAAAGGGAGAAAAAUGACAGUCCCUGUAAGAAGACAUGCUUAUCUUCAUCAGACAUUUGGGGAGGUAGAAUUCAUUGAGGAUCCUGCCACUGCUUCCUCAAACAUUGAAUACAAAGCAUCAAAUUCGCCGUUUACAUUUAGCAGUUUAGGUCAAGGUGGGAAAUCAUCGGAAAUCAUUCAUUUCAUUUUGCCGCUGGCUGGCAAAGUACCUGUAUUUAAAAGAUUUAUGCAAAACUAUGAGGAAGUAUGUCUCAAAACCAAAGAAGCAACACAGCUUCACAUUGUUGUGUUCAAUAGUGAGUCCGAUUCAUCAUCAAUUAAAUCACUGAUCAGUAUUGUUGGUCAAUAUCAAAAAAGGUACGGUGGUUCAGACAUUGAAGUCAUUUAUGCAGAUGGUCCAUUUGCCAGGGCGAGGGCUUUGGAUCUUGGAAUGUCUCAGUUAAAUGAGGAUUCUCUACUUUUCUUUAUAGAUGUAGACAUUCUAUUUGAUAGAGAUGCAUUGUUAAGAAUACGUUAUAAUACAAUUAAAGAUAUUCAAGUGUAUUAUCCUAUAGUCUUUAGUCAGUAUGAUCCAUCAUUAAUUUGUUCGAAUUCAGACUCAUGUGACAUUAAAUGGACCAAUUUCACAUCAGAUCUUGGAUAUUGGAGAAGCUUCGGUUAUGGCAUUGUUAGUACCUACAAACGAGAUCUUAUAUCUGUUGGUGGGUUAGACACUUCCAUCAAGGGAUGGGGGAAAGAAGAUGUUGACCUUUAUACAAAGUUUGUUGAAAGUAAUUUAACGUUAUAUCGUAGCAUAGAUCCCCGGUUAGUCCAUGCAUUCCAUCAAGUCAUCUGCGAUGCUAAACUGAAUGAUGUACAGUAUCAGAUGUGUAUAGGAUCGAAAGCAUCUAGUUUUGGAUCGCAAUGGCAGCUUUCUAAUAUUGUAUUUAGUAUACCAGAUAUUUUAGACAAGAAAGAUGGAAGGAGAUAAUAUUGAGUUGUUUUAUUUAGAAAUUUAUUAUUAUUUUUUUUGAAGAUUUUUAGCAAUUUAUAUAUUUCAUUGUCUUUUUUUCACACAUACAUUCAUUUAAUAUAUUUUGUUAUGUAGAAAAAACAUAUUUGUGAAAAUGUGGUGAUGCAUACAGGCUUAUGUAAUUUUGAAUAAAUAAUUUCAGAUGACUGCAAUAUUGUACUAUCCAGCAUUAUCAGUAUUUUAUCCAUCAAAAUGUGUAUGAAGAUGUGUGAAGUCAGUAUUUUUGUAAAUACAUUUUUUUUGUCAUGGUUGAUAUUUUUAUAUCAUAGCCAAAUGUGUUGUAUUAUCGUUAAUAUGCACAAAGCUGCCAAAUUAUUUUUAUUGUAUUUAUUUGAUUGUAAAAUUUUUUAUAGUUGUACAUGAAAGUAUGUGAGGGCUUUAAAAAUCAUGCCUGGUGCUGACACUAAAAUUUAAAGAAAAUAUGUACCUUUACAGUUACAAUUUACCACAUCUGGGCAAAUUAUUCAUGACUUUGUAAAUUGUAAGGAACUUGCUGUGGAUUCUUUUAUUUUUUUGUGGGUUUCCAAUCUUCCUGGAUUAAAGAAAAAGUGUAUUUUCAUGGAUACUUGAUUGUCUUGUUUUACAUGUUUUAAGAAUUUCUACAUGCAAGUCUAUGGAAAAUUUGCAUAUAAGUUGUGGUUAACUUUUACGUACAAUCUUGACAAUCCAUGAAUAAUGAUGAACCAACAGCCUCUUGUAACAUCCUCCUUAUGGUACAUCUGUCAUGAGUAAAAAUGUUUGUGUUUUGAUCUUAUCUGCAAUCCAUCUCAAGUGUUACUUUAGAAGGUAAAAAUUUUAAUCUUUCAUCUAUAAGGCAAAGGGACAUUACCAUUGAGAUGAUUGACCUGUUUUCCUUAUGCUGGAUGGAGUUCAGUCAAUUUUUAUCUAAUAUGAAAACUCUAUCAUGUCUAUGUACAAUAUUGUUAAUACACCAAGUAUUUGAUUUUGAUCAUAUUUGAUUCCUUUGUCAUAAUAUUUUGGGUGUUAAUCUCAUUACUGUUUGAUUGGCUGCAUUAUAGUUGUGUUUUUAUUAUGCCUCCGCCGUAGCGGAGGGGGCAUUAAGUUUUACCCUUGUCGGUCUGUACAUCUGUACGUACAUACGUCCUGUAGUUGGUUUCCGUUCUCUAACUUUAAUUUGCCUCAACCAAAUGUUAUGAAACUUAUACACAAUGCUUAUUACCACAUAACAAAUCAAGUUUGAAUUUUGGUGGUGUCACUUCAACGGUUCUAGAGUCAUGCCCCUUUACAAAUGGAAAAAUUUUGCAAUUUUUCAUUUCCAUUCUCUAACUUUAGUAUGCCUCAACCAAAUGUUAUGAAACUUAUACACAAUGCUUAUUACCACAAAAUACAGAUCAAGUUUGAAUUUUGGUGGCGUCACUUUAAUGGUUCUAGAGUUAUGCCCCUUUACAAAUGGAAAAAUUGCUGAAUUUUUCAUUUCCGUUCUCUAACUUUAGUUUGCCUCAACCAAAUGCUAUGAAACUUAUACACAAUGUUUAUUACCACAAAAUACAGAUCAAGAUUGAAUUUUGGUGGUGUCACUUUAACAGUUCUAGAGUUAUUAUAAAUAUAUUUCACACCUUUGGUUUUUGUUUAGCAUUGUUUGGCCCAAGGUACACCUAAAUUUGUAUGUAUAUGUCUGCAAGUGAAGUUCUGUAGGAUCUAUGUAGAAUCUCUGUCUGUUGAUGGUUUGGUAGAUUUCACAGAACUGGGGUAGUUCACUAUAUGAUAUUGUGCAUCAUGGGAAAUCAAUCGUGUUAAAUUUAGACUAAAUUUUAUUAAGUUUUCUAUCUUUUGACUUGGAAGACAUGUAGUAUCAGUAUAAAUUUGAGAUAAUUGUUCAUAUUUGAAAUGUACACUGCUUGGCUUUAUGAAAAUCAGAGAUGAAUAAAGAUAGCUAGUACUGUUUUCAGAUAAAUUGAAAAAUAUUGAAUAAGUUAAAAAUGUACCUGCAUGCUGGCAUCAGUUUGAUAGGUUGGAAUACAUACCACUUUAAACAGUAUACAUUAAUUUGCAACCAUAUUCUCACUAAACUAAGACUGGCACAACUGGGUUUAAAACUAGUUUUAUUUUACACCAAAAAUGAGUUGUAUAGCAUCAGCCAUGUCAGUGAUAUGUUUUGAAUAAAUUCCAUAGUCAUGUUAUCCAACAAAAUUUUGAAUUGUAUUUGAGAGAUUUUCACAAUGAUCCAAACUAAAAUUUACUUUAUAAUAUUGUGUGUGUCUGUUGGAAUACUUGUAAAUUUGUAAAUACGAUUGUUUUCAUGUGUAUGUGAGUGUGUAUUUUAGUCAUUGUUGUACAUUUGUGUAAUAAAUAGUAUUGUAUUGCAUAAAGUUUUUAAUUUGUAGACCAAUUAUGGUUGUAUAAAUUUGUAAUAUGGCCUUUACACAAAGUAUAUUUUUAAUAGCAUUUAAUAUGAGUAUUAAUUUUCCUAAUUGUUACAUGUACAUGCUAGUGUUACUCUUCAAACUUAUUUAUAAAGUCGGAACUGUUGAAAUCAUACCGAAUAAGCUUGAACUAUUUGCCAUUGAACAUUAGGCAAUCAAUUUUAAUCAAAGAAAUCUUAGAAUUAAAAUAAAGUAUGUAGUCUGAAAACAUAGGUUGAAAUUUUAGAUACAUUGACUGUACUUUGUUAUGCAGUUUUUACUUUGUCAGUAAAUAUACAUGUGCCUUUACUUCAGUCAUAUUUAAAUGAAAUACAGUCACAUAGUUUUUAUAGUCUUUUUUUUCAUGAAAUCUUUUAAUUUCGUUGUUUGUAAUCAAGAGAUGUGUGAUAGACUUUUUAAUCAAAAGCUUCCAAUUUAAUCAAAUGGAUUUGUAUGUAUUGCUAGCUUGACUGACAAAAAAUUGGUAUCAGGUUUAUAAAAUGAAUUUAUAUACAUGUACCAUGUAUGAAUUUGUAUUUUACACUGCAGAAUAAAUUAUCUGUUUCUCAAUUUCUUUUUUUUUUAUAUAGAUAUUUGACUGAUGUCUUCCUGGAUAUAACUUUACUCUAGUGAUCAGAUGUCUCAACUGUUUUAGUUUUUCUUCGAAUUUAUACUUUUAAACACCAUAUAAGGUAUAUUGGAACAUGAAAUUUUUUUUUUAAGAAGUUAUUUUUCAUCUCACAAACAGCUUUACUUUCAAUUAUAGCUUGGCAUAGUGUAAAGAUAUUUGUCUAUUGUUGCUGACUAUGUUGGCCUAGAUUUUUUUUUAUUCUUUAUGUUGUUAGGUUGCUGUCUCAUUGACAUUUCUACCAUUUCGUUUUAUUCGUUUCUUACACAACACUUUAAUGAUAUAGUUAAAAAAAAAAAUCUGUUUGUUAAUUCUUAGUUUGGUUGAUAGAAGGAGAUUGCAUAGAUGUACACGAUAUAGAGACAGUUUUUGAAGUUGUGUGCAAUGUUUAUAUUAUUUUAUAGAUUUUAUAUUCAAAUAACCCACCAAAGUUAUUUUUUAGAUGAUAACCCUUUAGACCAUCACUGUGAUAGAUGAACUGCAUGAAUCUUAUUUAAUAGUAUACAUGAACAUACAAGUUUAUAGAUGUCUUUUGUCAUCUUAAUUUUUAUGCCCCACCUACGAUAGUUUGUCUGUUUGUUCGUCCGUCUGUCCCGCUUCAGGUUAAAGUUUUUGGUCAAGGUAAUUUUUGAUGAAGUUGAAGUCCAAUCAACUUGAAACUUAGAACACGUGUUCCCUAUGAUAUGAUCUUUCUAAUUUUAAUGCCAAAUUAGAGUUUUGACCCCAAAUUCACGGUCCACUGAACAUAGAAAAUGAUAGUGCGAGUGGGGCAUCUGUGUACUAUGGACACAUUCUUGUUUUAUCUAAUGUAAAAUUACACUUUCCAUCAUUCAUCAAUCUUCAUGAACUUGUACAUACAAAAACAUGUACAUGUAUGAUUACCAGAACCUUAUAGACAUUGCAUUAGGAAGAGGGCACAAACCUUUUUUUUAUGUUUUCCUCCUUUUUUUUGUCUUCUCAUUCUCAAUAAAGUAAAAAUUCGAAAUUGCAAUAUUGAAAUCAAUUUACUGCUAUAAUCGUUCAAAUGCAUUUCUGUUUUCUGAAAGAAUUGCUUAGCAUUUUUCAUGCUCCCCAAAAAAUUGUAAAUUUCUAUGACUUACAGGUCAGAUUUAAUUUUCACUAUUCAAUAAAGAGUUAUGCCCCCAAAAGCAGUUCAAGUUACCUUCUGACAUUUAAAAAAAAAAAAUAUAAAAUGAUGAUGUUUUCAAUGUUACCCCUAGUCCAAAUUAUAUAUGCAAGUACCAUGUGAUUAUUUGAUAAUGCUAUUAUUCACGUUAAAAUAAAAAAGAUGUGAUUGCUGUUGUCAGAAGUCUAUUAUUUUAUAAGUGCCUUGAAGACAUGGAUUUCUGCUUUAAGGAAUCAAUACUAUAACUAAAAGAUCACUUUAAAUAUUGGAUUAAACUUAGCCAUUUGUUUGGAAAUCUUUUGGAUACAGCAUAAAUAAUUAAUUUUGGUACUGUAUCAGGAUAUGUAUCCAUACAUGUCAAAUCUCAAGAUAUCAGUGGGAACCGUUUAACCCAAUCUUCUGACAGGGUUGUGUCAUCUUAUAAAAAUAAAAAAAUAUUGUAACAACAUUGUUUCACCAAUAUAGAGUGCCUUAAGUAGCUGACAUGUUGUUUUAGCAAAAAGCAAUUAAUUUGUAAUUUGAUCCAUUUGAAUGUGGAUUGUAAAAAAAAAAAAAAACUACCUAAACCAAUAAAAACUGGCUUGCGAAAUAGCCAACAGUGCUGAAAGUGGCAUUAAACACCAAUCAAAUUAAUCAAUCAAUAUUAAACCUUUAAAUAUGGAGGGACUCUCCUAAUUUGGAAGUUAGAAAAUUUGACACUGUGUGCAUCUGAUUUUAGUUUUAUUUAAGUGAUGUCCAUAAUAUUUAAUAUUAAUAUUUAGUAUUGCCAUAAUAUUAUUCAAUAUGGAACUGAUGCAUAAAUAAAUUAUGCAUAUGUUUAACUAACAAAGAUUGUUGAUUAAACCAUAAAUUUAUGCCAACGUUAAAAACGUUAAUAAUGUAAUACAAAUAGACAGGAAAUACGAAAAAAAGAUUUGAAAAACAUUGAUUAACAAAAUUCUAAUCUGCUAACCGAGUCCCUGUGGAUUAAACCAGUGCAAUGAUGUUACAUGUAACUUAUAGUUUAGCUAGUGUGAAUCUCACUAAUUGUUGGCAUUAUAAGUAAUGUGAUGUCCUUGGAAUAAUAUUUUAUUUACAAAAUUGUAUUGUAAGUUUGACGGCAAACACAUAUUGCUGUAUUUUUUUAUACACCAUAUGCUAUUUAUUGCUUACAAUCAUACAUAUGAUUCUUCAUGUCAAAUUGUCUUUAUCACACCUCAGAAUUAUUCAUCGUUAGUUACUAUUUUUUAUUAAAUAAUCCUUUUGCUUCAACAGUGAUUAAAAUUCAUGGUCAUCGUAUAUUGAUUGUUUCAUUACUAAUAAAAAUCCUGGUACAUCUAGACAUUAGGAGAAAAUUUACCACAAUUUGUUUUUAUUUGAAAAUUACUUUCAAUAUAUGUGAAACAAGAUCAAUCAAACUUAUAAUUCAUUUAUUGUAUACUUACAAAAUGUCUUGUUAAUUUACUGUGCAUAAUGUUAACAAUGUUUCAGCAGUGUGAGAUAAAUGUUUGUGAUAUUCUGCUGAAUAAAGGAUUUAUUUUAGAAA
This is a messenger RNA of Mytilus californianus (California mussel), 8215 nucleotides long. Its product is annotated as chondroitin sulfate synthase 1-like. The transcript has 3 exons. Bases 156 to 2531 code for a protein of 791 amino acids. The record is from RefSeq and is a predicted model, not a curated record. Gene Ontology annotation, molecular function: glucuronosyl-N-acetylgalactosaminyl-proteoglycan 4-beta-N-acetylgalactosaminyltransferase activity. Gene Ontology annotation, cellular component: Golgi cisterna membrane. Lineage: Eukaryota; Metazoa; Mollusca; Bivalvia; Mytilida; Mytilidae.